Molecule: messenger RNA, 735 nt
Organism: Hydatigera taeniaeformis
Lineage: Eukaryota; Metazoa; Platyhelminthes; Cestoda; Cyclophyllidea; Taeniidae
Source: the annotation of a GenBank genome assembly
AUGGAUCGUGUGUGUGUUAGUGUUUCGGAUGAGGCUUUUAAGAAAUCUAUUGUUGGAGAAAUUCACUCUGUAUUGCGUAUGACUACAAGUAAACAGAAGAACGUAGCUGUUGGACUCUCCGGUGGUUCCAUGCCCAUCCAGAUUUCUCCCGGUUUGGUCGCAUUGGAAGAUGUUGAUUGGACACGUGUGCACUUCUUCUUCUGUGACGAAAGAGUCGUUCCAUUUGAUGACCCAGAGUCAACGUUUGGUGUCUACCAAAAGAACCUUUUUUCAAAACUUCCAACCACACCUGUUGUUCACAAGAUAGAUCCUACUGCCGAAACAACAGACGAAGUGGCGAAGCUUUACCAAAAAGACAUUCUUGAAUACUUUGGCACAGAAAACGGCUACCCAUCUUUUGAUCUCCUCCUUCUGGGCAUGGGUCCAGAUGGUCACACUUGUUCGCUGUUCCCGCAUCACAAACUACUGGAGAUUGAAAAUCUGAUUGUCGCUCCUAUCACUGAUAGCCCGAAGCCCCCACCGAAUCGGGUGACUCUAACCCUCCCAGUGAUUAACAAGGCCAGCAAGGUGAUGUUUAUUAUCAACGGAGUCAAUAAAGCCGAAGUUAUUAAGAGGAUCCUAGAGGAUGAACGUCCGUCGCCGAUGUACCCAGCAAGCAUGGUUCAGCCCCUUACCUCGAAACUGUCUUGGCACCUUGAUGGGGCUGCAGCCCAGCUGCUUACCCCCACCAAAUAG